GCUACUGCCAUGACAUGGCGAUAAAUACAAGAAUGCUUAUCUCAAAGUUUAAUCAGUGACUCUAUACACGUUUCUCUCAAGUACACACUUGUGGUAUCUAGGGCAACACACUUUUGUUUUCAUAGCGAUUAACAGUUAUGUUGGUAACCAGGACGUAGUCUAAUUAUAGUAACAUUGCUGUUAAUAUUACAAUGGGGAAUUCUCUAAUUAUUGACCUUGACUUUAUGUGUGUGUGUGUGUGCAGUUUUAUAUGGCAGUGUUACGUCAGUUAAAUGUGUCUUGAUCUAUUGGUUCAAGUCUCAAUAGCUGCCAGAGUCUGGAUGUGUUACGUUAGUUAAAUGUGUCUUGAUCGAUUCAUGUUACAUUUCUGCACUUCCAACGUAAUCAAUACAGCCCUGUCACAGUCAACACACCGAGCAUCAAACAACACAUCAACAAACUGACGUGUACGUAGGACUCACACUCAUUUCUUGUCUACACAGCUUGCCAUUAUUGUCAACAGCUGACUGUAUUGUGUUCUGCUACUCUUGAAACAUAGCUGUUAAGUAGCAGAUGGACCAAACAGAGACAAAACAAGAUCUUUCAAGGGAUCACUUGGCAGACGAGGGGAAACAGGAGAGACAAAAACUAGCAAUUCAUGAGAAAACUAAGGGAAAUCUUUUCUACACAAACAAUCAGUUUGACCAAGCCAUAGAGUCAUACAGCAAAGGUUUACAGUAUGAUCCAACGAAUGCUGUUCUUCUUUCUAACAGAGCUCAGGCCUAUAUAAAGCUAGAGAAAUACCCAGAGAGUGAGACAGACUGUACAUUAUCACUCUCCUAUGAUCCCCUGAAUGUCAAGUCUUAUUUGAGACGUGCCACGGCCAGAUUCAAUCUGGGUCAACUGGAUGCUGCCGAGGUAGACUUGAAGCGUGUUUUGAUACUAGAGCCAAACAAUAAACAAGCUCAGGAUAAACUGCACUUGAUACAACUUAUUGAAAAGGAACUGUUACUCCAGUAUCCAGAGGAUGAAUCAUUGAAACCAUCCACAAAAGACACACAGGACCAGCCACCAGGCGACACUGUAGAUAUAAGCCACACUUAUGGUGAACACGAAUGUCAAAUCUCGGAAGGUGAAGAGGCUGAUCUACACAAAUUAUUUAACAAAUGCAAGAAAAAUCCAGGCCAUCUUGAUUUUAUCCCUAUCAAGCAAUUCAAGAUUGAUCACCUACCAGCAGAUUAUCGUGAUCAAGAUCUUUACAACUUCAUUAAAGUAGCAGCUGACCUGACGGUCAGAGUGAGUGUCAACAUGGUCAGUCCCUUUAGACCUCAGUUUUUCCCAAACACCCAUGUCCAGUAUCCCUUUUACAACAAGGGAGGAAACGCUAGCACGAGAUCCGGAAGUGGGCUUAUAAGCGUCUACGAGUACCGAGAUGGACUUGGGUGCGAUGCACGUGGAAGUGGAUCCAGUCAAUUGACAGGAGACCAGCUCACCACAGAUUACGUUUCCUGUCCCUGUGAGAAAUGCAAACAGUCAGGCAAUGCCAGCAAAGUCUGGUGGGAGAUCUUCGUCAAUACGGCGACGCAUGUCGUCUUCGAUGACAUUGAGGCCAGCCGAACUACCUGCAGACUGUUCUUCGACGACAAAGACAGCCCCAAGGUCAUUAUCGACAAGGUCACGAUGGAUUACGUCAACAUCGGCAACGACAACAUCAGGUUAAAACACGUGACGUGCGAUACCAAGCUCGGACCGAGGCUGUACGACCUGGUCAGACGCUUGUUUGACCUCGGUAACGAAGUGUGGAACAAGUUCUCCCAGAGAACCAGUGAUAAAGUCAACUUGAUUGUUUCCCACCCUCACGGCUGCUCUAAAUACGUCAGCAUCGGUCGUUGGGUGGACAACUACAGAGUGGAAGAAUGCGACUACAACGACAAAUUUGAUCGUACCAAGUUUACGUACACAACCAGUACAUGCCCAGGGAGUAGUGGCGCCAGAAUCCAUUGUGUUGGAAUAGGCACUGGGCAUGUUCAUAACGGCGCAAUGCAUUCUAAACUGAACUACAGCAGUGUGGAUUUAUUCAGAAAGUAGUGUGGAGCUCUUCAAAAUGGUUGGGACAUUUUCAUUAAUGAAGGCGAAUCCAUAAAUAGCAUGCUUUUUGUUGUAUUCGGUGUACAGAAUAUAGAAGAAUGAACAAACUAUAUACUUUGUAAUUGAUAGGCUUUGUGGCACUUUGCACAGUACCUCUAUUCAAGUCAGAACUUCAUGGAACCUGGAGGAUGGGUGGAGGGCGGAACCAGUACUAGGAUUUUUAAAACAGCUUUAUAGAUUAUCCUAGAAAUAAUUGAUUGAUGUAUAUCGCUGAGAAUAGAAUAAGUAGCUCGUUGGCUACACGAUAAACAAUCUAGUUUGAACUUUAUAAUUUUUCAAAGUAAUAAAAAAGAAACAAAUUUAAAUUUGGCUAUUUUCUAUUUUAAGUUAAUAUGUAUGUUGGAACGGACUACACGUCUUCGGGUGUUUUUCAAAGUAAAAGAGAAAUAAAUUAAACUUUUGCUAGAGAACUAGAUCUAGAUCUAUCAUUGGGUUUUAAAAAGACUAUCACGUUCUUGAAAGGAUUAUAACAUUCUUGAAAGGAUUAUAACAUUCUUGAAAGGAUUAUAACAUUCUUGAAAGGAUUAUAACAUUCUUGAAAGGAUUAUAA
Messenger RNA from Biomphalaria glabrata, 2677 nucleotides. RefSeq lists its product as uncharacterized. Gene Ontology annotation, molecular function: protein binding. The record is from RefSeq and is a predicted model, not a curated record. The transcript has 8 exons. Bases 553 to 2067 code for a protein of 504 amino acids. Lineage: Eukaryota; Metazoa; Mollusca; Gastropoda; Planorbidae.